Messenger RNA from Pseudonaja textilis, 822 nucleotides. RefSeq names its product coiled-coil domain containing 43 (gene CCDC43). NCBI's taxonomy places the organism in Eukaryota, Metazoa, Chordata, Lepidosauria, Squamata, Elapidae. The record is from RefSeq and is a predicted model, not a curated record.
GCGACUUCGGACGGGUUAUGACCUAAGAUGGCGGCGCCCUGCGCUUUUGAGCCUUGGCUUGAGAGUCGUCUCGAGGCCCUUGGAUUAGAUGGAGAUGUGUACGGUGGAUAUAUACGAGGAGUAUUGCGGGAAGCGGAGUGCGAUGCAGAGCGGUUGGAAGGGCUGGCAGGGGCCUUGGCUGCUGGGGAAUCGGAUGAAGAUGUAUUACAAGAAGUUUGUAAAGAAAUAAUUAAAAAAUGGUCAGAGGCACAAUAUGUUGAAAUCAGUGAGAAGAAAGAAGAUGAGAUCCAAGCCAUCACGAACAUAAUUGAAAAGCAAGCACAAAUUGUUGUGAAACCUAAAGAGAUCUUGAAGGAGGAUACACUUCAGAAAGCUGCUCUCCUGGCACAAUAUGCUGAAGUGACAGAUGAUGAGGAUGAAGUAAAUGUACAUGAAGAUUUGGGAGCAGCAGCAAUGCCUAUUGCUUCUAACAAAUCUUUGUUCAAAAAUACAAACCUGGAAGACGUUAUGAAUGCUCGUAAGCUGGAGAGAGAACAUCUACGGGAUGAAUCCCAGCGAAAGAAAGAACGGGACAAAGUCCAGCGGGAGAAAGACAAAUUGACUAAGCAAGAACGCAAGGAGAAAGAGAAGAAGAGGACACAAAAAGGCGAGAGGAAACGGUAGCUAAUAACAGCUGCUGGACUUUCUUCCCCUCCAUUAUCUAAAAGAUAGCACAGCAUGCAUGUUCAGAGUGAUCAAGCAGAUAAGCUUUGAACAUUUUUCUUUGUUUUUCCAAAGCAGCAGCAUGUACUUGGCAAGGUUUGCAGGGAGAGGGGAUGUUUU